Messenger RNA from Myotis lucifugus (little brown bat), 866 nucleotides. Its product is annotated as AT-rich interactive domain-containing protein 3C-like. The record is from RefSeq and is a predicted model, not a curated record. The transcript has 3 exons. The annotation marks the transcript as partial. Lineage: Eukaryota; Metazoa; Chordata; Mammalia; Chiroptera; Vespertilionidae.
AAGAGAGUGGAAUUCCAACCCCUCGACUGGCACUGCCUGUGGGCCUGGCCUUGGGACCUGCCCGGGAGAAGUUAGCACCAGAGGAGCCUCCAGAGAAGAGGGCUGUGCUGAUGGGGCCCAUGGACCCACCUCAACCUGGCGCACCCCCAAGUUUUCUGCCCCAUGGCAAGGUUCCCCUAAGGGAAGAGCGGCUGGAUGGGCCUCUCAAUCUGGCAGGCAGUGGUAUCAGCAGUAUCAACAUGGCCCUAGAGAUCAACGGGGUGGUCUACACAGGCAUCCUCUUUGCCCGCCGCCAGCCUGUGCCAGCUUCCCAGGGCCCAAUUAACCCUGUACCCCCAACCCCUACAGGGCCCCCUUCCGGCAUCUCACCCUGAGAGCUCCCACUUUGAAUUGAGUCCUAGCCCAUUGCUGGGUGGGGGCGGGGGGAGACACUCCCUCCACCUUGAUUCUUCCAAGGGCCCACUCUCGGACCCAGACCUGGGAGGUAACCACUCCCCCCACAUGCCAUGUGGACUUGAAGCCAAAGAGUUUUCUUUUGAUGUUACAUCUACCUCAUUGUAAAGGGAGGGCACUUCCUUUCUGGCCAACUCCAGCAGCAUCUACCAAAGAGUCCUGCCCCUAGAAACCCCCAUCAUCUCCUCACUUUGUCAAUGUCAUGUCUAGGACCCUACCUCUUGGAGUCAGACCUGCUUCUUCUCUUCAGGAGCCAUAUGAAGGGUUGGAUUGGGAUGUUGUGGAGGAGAUGUCCCUCAGGUCACAUCUGGAUAAUAAAGCUGUAGUCCCUUCCUCCCCAGUGCCUCUUCUUGUUUGUAUCUGGGGGUUGGAAAAGGAAUUGUGUGGUUUACAGGCAGCGUUGGGCCAAGGGU